AUGGACAUGUUUUGUAUUUUAGGGAGAAAGCCAUUAUUUCGAUCAUCAAACUUCAGUUCUCUACACACAAUCAGAUGGAUAAAGCAUUUUAGUGCAGUGAAUAUUAACCAGGAAGUAUUACCUAGGACUAAGUCUGUUCUGCGGCCGGCAAGUUGGCAGUACCGUUGUAUGACUGAUCAAUCAAGCGACUGGAAAACUGUGUAUGAAGGUCCAAUCUCAAGAUCAGUCAAACUUGUAAAGUUGCUUUCCCUGACUACAGCAGCGGCGACUUUAGUUUGUUCUCCAUUGUUGGUGCUUUUUGGAAAUCAAGCAACUUCGGCCUCAGUGAAGACGAUCGCUGUGUUUUUAUUAUGUACGAUUGGUACAGGUUCAACUGCAUUACUUCAUUUUGUAACCAAAUCCUAUGUGCUCAAGAUGGACUUCAAUCCAAAGGAAAUGAUGUUCGCUGUAGAGACGUUAUCUAUACUUGCGUUGCGAAAAAGAGUGGAAUUUCCUGCUGAUGACACUUUUGUAUACCCAGACGAUAGAGCUUUUUCUACCUUUGAAGCUCAUGGACGAAAGUAUUUUAUACACAAGGAGCUUGUAGAAGCUCAACAAGUGUUGCACUUUAUUGAAAAGUGGCAGAAAGAAGAAGCCACAGAGUUUAAAAAAUCCUCGUAA
Pocillopora meandrina is the source of this 660-nucleotide messenger RNA. NCBI's taxonomy places the organism in Eukaryota, Metazoa, Cnidaria, Anthozoa, Scleractinia, Pocilloporidae. The record is from the annotation of a GenBank genome assembly.